This is a messenger RNA of Lucilia cuprina (Australian sheep blowfly), 1346 nucleotides long. Its product is annotated as general transcriptional corepressor trfA. Gene Ontology annotation, molecular function: calcium ion binding. The record is from RefSeq and is a predicted model, not a curated record. The coding region runs from base 148 to 942 and encodes 264 amino acids. NCBI's taxonomy places the organism in Eukaryota, Metazoa, Arthropoda, Insecta, Diptera, Calliphoridae. The transcript has 5 exons.
UUUAGUUUUGUUGUUGCAAUCGUAUAGUUUUUUGGUUUUUGACGUGUCAGUGUUUUUUUUAACAGACAGAUUGUGCCAAAGAAAUCCGCUAAAAUUUAAAAUUUUAUUAAAAAUAUACUCUAUACCAGCCAUAAAAUUAGUUAAAAGAUGUAUAACACAGUUUUUGUGUUGUUUGUGUUUGCCUUGGCUGCCGUAAAUGGCCAAAGAGUUGCUCCCGGUGUACCACCACAGCACUAUCAACAACCUCCACAACAAUAUCAACAACAUCCCCAGCAAGUGCAGUAUCAACAACAUCCUCAACAGAAUCUGCCGCCUGGAGUAAGUCCCCAACAAUAUCAACAAAUGCAACAGCAACAACAAAUGCAACAACAAAUGCAACAACAGCAACAAAUGCAGUACCAACAAGUACCAGUACAACAGCAACCACCAGUUCAACAAGUACCAGUUCAACAGGUUCCUGUACAACAAGUACCUGUUCAACAAGUUCCUCAAGGCCAUGGUGGCGGCCAUCAUGCCCCUCACGGCCACCAUGGUCAGCAGCAAGUCUUAAAUGCCGCUAAUAUUCAACAUGAAAGGGAGCAUAUCCAAGAGCAUAUGCAAGUACCUAUUGAUACCAGCAAAAUGUCGGAGGCUGAAUUACAAUUUCAUUAUUUUAAAAUGCACGACUCCGAUAAUAACAAUAAAUUAGAUGGUUGCGAACUCAUUAAGUCUCUAAUCCAUUGGCAUGAACAAGGAAGUAAAGAUGCUCAUGCUAGUGACGGUCAACAACCAACGGUAGAGGAAAAAAUAUUUACAGAUGAGGAACUGGUAGCUUUAAUUGAUCCCAUCUUACAAAUGGAUGACACCUCAAAGGAUGGUUAUAUUGAUUAUCCCGAAUUUAUGAGGGCCCAACAAAAAUCACAACAAAAUCAACAGCAACAAGCACAAAAAAGUGGCCAUUAGUUUUCCAUUCCAUAAAAUAGUGUGUUCAUUUUAGAUUACUUUAUCUGUUUCCAAUUCUCUUUUUUUGUUUACUGUUGUUUAGUCAUUUUUUAAGAAUCUCUUUUCUUUUUAAUUAUUGUUAAUUUAAUUAAAUUUUAUAAUUGGCAUCUCAAUAUUUGAACAAAAUAUCUUCUGCAACAUGUUUAAAAAAAAUUUCCUUUUCUCGAAUAUUUUUUGCAAAUUGUUUUUUAUCUAUACAAAUAUUGAAUGACUGAUAAUGAAGGAGCUCAGUUUUAUAACAAAAAAUAUAAAAUAAUAUCCAUACAUCAUAUUUGCAUACAAUUGUUUGUACAAUUGUAUUAUAACAUAAAAAAAUAAAGUUAGAUGACAAAAUUUUUUUAAAGAAAUACAAAAGAAUACGCGUA